AUGUCCACCUCAUUGCGCCGUGUGUUCGUUUAUGGUACGCUCAAAAAGGGUGAACCCAACCAUCACUGGCUAGCAGAUGUGGACAACGGACGGGCUCGUUUCAUCGCCAAAGGCCGUACGACCGUGCAGUAUCCGCUGAUUGUCGCAACCCGGCAUAACAUUCCGUUCCUGUUGGAUGUGCCCGGUACGGGACACUUCGUUGUUGGGGAAAUUUAUGAAGUUGAUGAUCGGAUGCUCAGCCGUCUCGAUGUCCUGGAGGACUAUCCGAAGCUGUAUGAUCGCCGACCGGAAGUGAUACGGAACGAAGAGACCAAUACCGUCGAGAGUUGUUGGACCUAUCUGUUGCGAAGCUUCCCAAAGCGUUUGCUGGAAAAACGUCUGCUGGAGGAGUACAGAGACAGUCCCGAAAAACCGUACGUGGAGGCUGAUGACAUCGAGUUUGAUGAGCGAUGA
Molecule: messenger RNA, 453 nt
Organism: Anopheles marshallii
Lineage: Eukaryota; Metazoa; Arthropoda; Insecta; Diptera; Culicidae
Product: putative gamma-glutamylcyclotransferase CG2811
Exons: 1
Coding region: 1-453 (150 amino acids)
Molecular function (GO): gamma-glutamylaminecyclotransferase activity
Source: RefSeq, a predicted model, not a curated record